GGUAUCUUAAUAGAGGGUAAUGUCACUUUAAGACAUGUGAGACUUUAGAGAGGAAGGGUGUACUGAAACAGACUCCCGCUCCUUACAGGAGGUAUAGCAGCCCUGCUCUUACAUUUCGCUGCCUAACUCUGUCCUGAAUGCGCCGGAGUGGGGAUGGUCUGUUGGUGGCUAUAAACUGCUUCUCAUCGGGGGAAACUACAUUAGCUCACCAUCACUUCAAAGGUCUCGUCAGACAGAGGUGACGCCAGGAGAUGAUUUAAAGGUGAAAAUGACAAGGUUUCCACCCCUCAAACCCUGGUUCCUUUUCUGACAAUACAGUGAACGAACCCAACGUCUUCUUAACUGUGGAAAUAGGAUUGGAAGAGGAAAUCCUUUUUUUUCCUUUUUAAAUUCUUGAUAAAGAACUGCUGGGAAGCAUUCUCUUUGAAUAUCUCAGGAUUUGUGGCACAGAUGGAUUUUAAAAAGUAUUAGCUCUUUCCAAUGAACACUAGGAGAGUGCCUUGCUCUUGGCUGGAUUUUUCAGACCUUAAGGGACCUAUUUAUGAGCUUCUGGAAAGGGUCUUCAAUCCCACUCCCUGGCAUGACUUCUGCUGGAAAGAUCCUUCUAGCCUGCCAAAGAAUGGCAAUGGUCUCUGCGAUGUCCUGGGUCCUGUACUUGUGGAUAAGUGCUUGCGCCAUGCUACUCUGCCAUGGAUCCCUCCAGCAUACCUUCCAGCAGCACCACCUGCACAGACCAGAAGGAGGGACCUGUGAAGUGAUCGCAGCCCACAGGUGCUGUAACAAGAACCGCAUAGAGGAGCGAUCACAAACAGUGAAGUGUUCCUGCCUACCUGGGAAAGUGGCUGGAACAACAAGAAACCGACCUUCCUGUGUGGAUGCCUCCAUAGUGAUUGGGAAAUGGUGGUGUGAGAUGGAACCCUGCCUAGAAGGAGAAGAAUGUAAGACACUCCCUGACAAUUCUGGAUGGAUGUGUGCCACAGGCAACAAAAUUAAGACCACAAGAAUUCACCCAAGAACCUAACAGAAGCAUUCAUUUUAUAAAUAGGAAAAACAACCUGUGGAAAAUAUAUUGUGAGGAUUUGAAAUAUCUUACAUACUUGCAAGCCAAAUGGAUCUCUUAUUUGCACUUUGGCUGGUUACCAGAUAAUCACAGUGCGUUUACCCUGUGAAACAAAGAGUCUCAUAAGAAGAAUCGGGAUUCCCUGGCAACAUCAUGGAAAAAUGGCUUUACAAAAUGAGUCUUCUCAGUGAAACUUGGAAGAUCAUGAAGAACGAUCAACUGUCUUCUAACUUGGAACUACUGUUACUUUGUACCAUUUGAAAUAUAUGUAUAUAUAAUAUUUUGAAAUAUUAUAUAUUCUCUUCAAGAAAUGAACAGUACCAUGGUGUGAGGUGGCUGGUGUAUCCCUUUCAGUUUUGGAUGUUUGGUCGGUUUUGUUUUGUUUGCCAUUUCUUUUUCUCUCGGUGAGGAAGAUACAUCCCUGUGUGAGAAUCCAACAUGGCACUCUCCCUGGAAAGCCAGCUGCAGGUGGACUCCUGGAAUCUGAGGCAUCCUAACAAUACUGAGUCAAGAGCUUCCCUCUGUUUCUACCUGGUGACCCAAGGAAGCUCAUCGUCUUGUUUUAUUGCUUUCUACCCUGUGCAAUAUUAGCAUGCAAGCUUGGCUUACAUAACCAUACUUUAUAUUCAAUGAUAUAUAAUAACCAUUCUAACCUCUUCCAGGAAAAUAUUUUUAGAACUCCUAGCUUUUCCACAGAUAAGCAAAUGAGGAUUCUUGAGGGAGCUGCCCCUCCACACUUUAAGACUCUGGCAGGGUGGUAGGCUGUAGAUCCCUAUAUUAAUAAGUCCUGUAAAUACAAUGUCUUAGGGCUUUGUGUAGCUGUCAUAGACUGCAGACGUGUUCUCUGAUUAAAUCCAAAGUCUGGCAUUGUUAACUACGUAGUGCUGUAGUGAUGAGUCUCAUCAUGGCAUCUCUUUCUAUGUUUGAUUUUCUUUUUCCUAGAGUAUUCGAAUCUCCUCUGGUGAGAUAGGAAGGCUAUGAAAGCAAUUAGGUUUCCCAAUGAUCUAUGUGACCAAAUGUUGGACAGCUCUAUUAAAGUGGUAAAUAGCUUCUUUCUUAACCCACUUGUCCUCUGUGUCUGCCAUUUAGUUUUACAGACUAUGCUUUAAUCAAACCACAAGAACACCCUGUUCAUAUCUGUAGUUAGGAAGAAGGUCUGUGACACUAUGGACACUACUAUUUCCAACAAUAAUCUUUUGAAAAGUAGGAAUUCAAUAACAUGACAAUUACAAAGCUUCCUGUAGGUCAUUCUGAUAAUAUACAUAGGGCUCACCCACGCACCCUACCAGAAAAGUAAUUUUCCUUGUCCUUUUGGAGUUACUAAGCUAAGAGUAAACAUCUACUUAAGGUCUAGUUUUCCUGAGGAAAGUUUAAAUGGAACGUUAUCCUCUUGUUAACAUGUCAUCUAAGAAGAGCAGAUGUUGUGUUUUGUUUUCUUUCAAACUAUUCUCUGGCAUCUGUGUUGUUUGUGCCUCUUCUAAGUCAACAGCAUUGUGGUCCCUGAAUUUGAACAUAUUAGUAUCAAACCUGAAGUAAAAUUUUAAAAACCUGUAACUCUACCCAGACAGCCAGAAAUUUUGAUUCUAUAUCUUGAAGGCCUGUAAACAUCAUCUAGGAGUAGAAAUAGAAUCUUGAUUGUAAAAUCGAGACUUCCAAACAAGUCUGUGGAUAUUUGCUAAAAAUUCACACUAGUGCCCAGGUAUAGUGGCAAGUGAUUGAUAGCCAUUCCUUGAGAUUCCAGCACUUGAAAGAUGGAAAUGGGAGGAUUGUGAGUUCAAAGUUAGCCUGGAAUACAGAUUAGACUCCUGCCCCAAAAUGAAAGAAAAAAAGUCAUUCCAGAAGUCCUUCCUGAGUUUUACAAUACAGAUUCAAGUGCCAAACAAUACACUCUUUAAAACAAAACUACUUUCCACCUGUCAACUUUGGAUUAAAAUUACAACCAUAAACCCUGAGAAUUAUAUAUUUAAGGAAAAAACUAAAAUAGAAAUGUUUGUCAAAAUAGAAAUGUUUGGCAGAGAAUUUGGCAGCACCUUUAACACAACAAAAGACAGCACAGAACAGGAAAGUCAAGUUUGAAACAAAAAUAAAUAAAUAAAUCAGGAUUCAGACAUGUUGGGGACAUCACUUUGCUAAACUGGAUGUGAAAUGGGAGCCUACAAAAACUCACUUCUAGGCAAAUCUACCAAAACCAUAUUAUCAUAUCUUCAGUUGUUUAGGAAACAAGAAAAUCUAGGGUUUUGCCUAAAACUAAAUAAAUCAACUUCACUUAAUUGGCUGCAAAUGUUAUUGUAGUGUCACAUUCUGCAAAGGGUGAACUUAGCUCUGAUGUUAGAGUCCCGUGGACUCUUCUUCUACUAGCUUUGAUCAGAUGAAAAUCCAAUGAGAAGAAUGCAGGCUCUUCAAUUUGCAAAACCUUUCUUUGUAAGACAAUUCUGCUAACACACACAAUAUGUGAAGCUCCAGGAACUCUAACUCAAUGUAAGAGCUAGCCCUGAGGGCUACAUCCAUUAGCUCAAUGCUAUCCAUGGAUCCAUGCAGUAGCCUCCCUUAAAGAGACCUAGAGAAAGAAACCACAUCAGAAUCAGGCAGCCAUCCAAUAAGACAGUGCAAAUAUUUGUAAAUGUCAAAUUCAAUUUGGAUUCAUCCAAGCCCCUUACACAAAUGUGUGAACCAUCAAAUUGUGUUUAAAUUUAACUUGUUUAAAUUUGGGAAAUUCAGUCGCUACCAUCUGCCUACUGAGCCUGCACAUUUAUGGUGCACAAAAUUUUAUCGCAUGAAUAUGGUAAUAAAGGGAUCAGUGUGUAUGACUAAUAUCAAUUUUAAGCUUGUGCCCCACGUACCAUGAAAAAUGUGGUAACAUAAUUGGAAUAUACAUACAAAGUUCCAGUCAGAAUUCUGGUCUUGAUAAAAUUGAAAGUGAAGCUUGUUCAGAGAUUUUUGAAGUGAGUCAAGUUUAUUUGUUGAUAUUUUGGGGUGCUUGGAUUUACCUAUUCAUUGGGAAGUUGACUGAAUACUCAGCAUUUUCCAGCACAGAGUGACAAGUGCUUUCACCAACACACAGCCAACAUCUUUUCUUGAUUAAAUCAUGUAGCUUUCACAAAGCAAUACAGUGAUUUUAUAGUGCAAUAUAUUAUGUCACCUUGUCAUUGUCACUGAUACAGUAAAUUAUGGAGGUUAUAAAUAUUGUUUAUAGGAGUAGAAUCACCCGUUCCUCCCAUACAUGGAGUUUCUCUACUAAUUAAGUUUGGCGGUUCCAAAUCAAAAGCUCUUAGGGUUAGUUUGACACUGUUACAUGUCAUGUCUUUUUGCAUAAGCUAAGCAAGCAGGGUUAGUGUUUAGUAAAAUUGCAAGACAGAAGGCAUCUCCAUAUAUUUUCUAAAUAAAAGAACACAGCAGAAAAGACAGGAUUAAAGAAUGGGAGUAUUUGGGACAAGUGGCAUCGGGGUUGGAAUCUAAUUCCCUAGAAAUCACAGACUUUGUACAAAAAUGAUGAAAAGGAAUGAUGUUGAUACUUCAAAGUAAAUUAAGGAGGCCAAGAAUCAAUCUCUCUCUCCCUUCUUCCCUUCUUCCCUUUCCUUCCUCCCUCCUUCAAUCUUCCCCUUUCUUCCUCUCCCUCUCUCUUCCCCUCUCUUACUCCAUUCUCUCACACCCUAAAUUACCUAUUAAAGAUUUUGUGGCAUCUUUA
This is a messenger RNA of Mesocricetus auratus (golden hamster), 4745 nucleotides long. RefSeq names its product TAFA chemokine like family member 1 (gene Tafa1). The transcript has 6 exons. The record is from RefSeq and is a predicted model, not a curated record. Gene Ontology annotation, molecular function: receptor ligand activity. The coding region runs from base 542 to 1021 and encodes 159 amino acids. Gene Ontology annotation, biological process: regulation of neuroblast proliferation; neuroblast differentiation. Lineage: Eukaryota; Metazoa; Chordata; Mammalia; Rodentia; Cricetidae.